Messenger RNA from Salvelinus namaycush (lake trout), 1488 nucleotides. RefSeq names its product nuclear receptor subfamily 5, group A, member 1b (gene nr5a1b). Gene Ontology annotation, cellular component: RNA polymerase II transcription regulator complex. Gene Ontology annotation, molecular function: nuclear receptor activity; RNA polymerase II cis-regulatory region sequence-specific DNA binding; zinc ion binding. Gene Ontology annotation, biological process: regulation of transcription by RNA polymerase II; tissue development; hormone-mediated signaling pathway. The record is from RefSeq and is a predicted model, not a curated record. The transcript is spliced from 7 exons. Lineage: Eukaryota; Metazoa; Chordata; Actinopteri; Salmoniformes; Salmonidae.
AUGUUGAGUUGAAAAGCACAAGGUGUUCCGUUGACCGGAAUGGAGUACACUUAUGAUGUCGAUUUGGAAGAGCUAUGUCCUGUUUGUGGCGAUAAGGUGUCGGGAUACCACUAUGGACUACUGACGUGUGAAAGCUGUAAGGGUUUCUUCAAAAGAACGGUUCAAAAUAAUAAGAGGUAUACAUGUGCAGAAAACCAGGAUUGUAAAAUUGACAAAACUCAGAGGAAACGGUGUCCAUUUUGUCGGUUUCAGAAAUGCCUGAAUGUUGGAAUGCGAUUAGAAGCUGUCCGUGCCGAUCGCAUGCGAGGAGGCCGGAAUAAGUUUGGCCCCAUGUACAAGCGCGACCGAGCCCUCAAGCAGCAGAAGAAAGCGUUGAUUCGAGCCACCGGCCUCAAGAUGGAGACCACCCCUCCGAUGCUCUCCCCUGACACCCAGACAGACUACACCUUCACCGGCAGUCUCCCGGGCCUCCACCCGCUCCCCAAGGGCAUCCUCCACACCACCACGACCCCCAUCGCCCCCACAGAUUACGACCGCAGCCUCUACGGACCCCCCUCACUGGGCAUGGCUAUGCCUGGACUCCCCCCCCAUGCACCCUUACCCCCCCAGUACCAGUACGCCUCCUUCCCCAGCAGGGCGAUCAAGUCCGAGUACCCGGACCACUACACAAGCUCCCCAGACUCGGUAGUGGGCAGCUACACCUACCCGGAGCAGGUAUACUCUGGACCGGGCUCUCCGCAGGUCCCCGGGGUGCCUCAGCUGGUGCUGGAGUUUCUGCGAUGUGACCCGGACGAGCUGCAGGUACAGAGUAAGAUCGCUGCUCACCUUCAGCAGGAGCAGAGUGGCCAGGGGGGCAAGGGUCAGGAGAGACUCAGCCCCUUCAGCCUAAUGUGUCACAUGGCCGACCAGACGCUCUUCUCCAUCGUGGAGUGGGCCCGAAGCUGCAUCUUCUUCAAGGAGCUCAAGGUAGGAGAUCAGAUGAAGCUGCUUCACAACUGCUGGAGCGAGCUGCUGGUGUUGGACUUCAUCUCCAGGCAAGUCCAACACGGCAAGGAGGGCAGCGUGCUACUGGUCACGGGGCAGGAGGUGGAGCUGGCGUCCAUAGCGUCCCAGGCAGGAGCCACUCUCACAAGCCUGGUGCAGAGAGGACAGGAGCUAGUUGAGAAACUACAGACCCUACAGGCGGACCGCAGAGAAAUUGCCUGCUUCAAGUUCCUCAUCCUCUUCAACCCCGAUGUGAAGCUACUGGAGAGCCAGGCGUUCGUGGAGGGCGUCCAGGAGCAGGUGAACGGGGCUCUGCUGGAGUACACCAUGUGUGCUUACCCCCAGCACCUGGACAAGUUCAGCCGGCUGCUGAUGCGCCUGCCUGAGCUCAAGGCCUUGUCGGCACAGGCCGAGGACUACCUCUGCUACAAGCACCUGAGUGGAGAGGUGCCCUGCAACAACCUGCUCAUCGAGAUGCUGCACGCCAAGAGGGCGUGCGCGUGA